UCUUCUCGCGCUGAGCUGUAAAACACCUCCGCAGCCCGAGCAGCGCAGCUGGCGCGUGCGCACAGCAGUCGCUUCCCGUCCGGAUCGACGGCACCCGGAGCCGCGAGACGCAGAGUGAUGGGACGCAGGUGAGGAGGUUACACCGAGCGAUCACUCUCCCGACCGGUUAUGACAGGUGGCACACAGAUGUGAAGGAUGACUUCGUGCCCUGAGAUCUGUGGGUCGGAGUAUUUGGACCGUGGUGCGGAGCAGACCAGGGGUGGGCCCCAGCGCUACGGCGUGCGCUCCUACCUCCACCAGUUCUACGAGGACUGCACGGCGUCCAUCUGGGAGCGUGAUGAUGAUUUUCAGACACAGAGAUCGCCAAGCAGGUGGAGCUCUGUGCUCUGGAAGGUCUGCCUCACGCUCGGAGCCCUGAUCGUGGUCGCCGGCCUCUCCGUGCUCCUGGUGGGCUACGCCACCCCUCCACGGCUGGAGGCCUUCGGCGAGGACGAGCUCCUCUUUGUGGACGUCCGCGCCGUGCACUUCAACCGGGCCCUGGACGCCUGCAAGUUGGCGGGCGCCGUGCUGUUCUGCGUGGGCGGCAGCGGCGUUGCGGCGGGGCUCCUCCUGGCUGCGUGCGUGCAGGGUGGCUCCAAGGAGGAGCACCGCCUCCAGCAGCGGCGCUUCCGGGAACGUCUUGCAGAGAUCCAGGCGUCCGUGCAGCCCCUCACCCGCGCUCCCACGCCCGGAGAGGCCAAGGUUCCCGUCACGCUCUCCAAGGUUCAGAGCGUCCAGCCCAGCGCCGAGACCUGACCCCCCUGGUCCAGCCCCUCGCGUCGCCAGGGAGAUGACCCCGGACCCAAUGCGUAGUGUGACACACCACGAUGGCUCCGGAUCUCGUAGACCUAGGAAAACACUGCAGCUAUCCUAAUGCAUACUGUCAGUCUAUAUAAACCAAGAGUAUUUCUGGUAACUGAGGUAUUAUACAGCACUUGUUAACCAGUGCUACUGAAACUAAGCUAAAUAGCACAUGUAUUCUGCUACACUCAUGCACAGAGGACUGCUGAGUGCCCACCAAAAUUGUAAAAGAAAAAUCUUGGAUCAGUUUUAGGCAGCUGGUAGUGGAAGCUCCUUGAUGCUGGAAUCACAAUUGGAAGGUCGAUUUCCAUGACGCACGUUAAUCUCAGACCAACACUGAACCGUGUUUGACGCCACACUCUAGUUUAAAGCUACCCAUAUUUACUUCGAGCUACAUAAACAUUAUUCUUUAAAGCAGUUGCUCUCGCCUUAAGGAGAUUCUAAAUUCCCCAGACUCGUCUAGAGCUCAGAGAAACUUUUGUCAGCCAGUAUAUGCGUAUUUCAAAUAAACCAGCAAUGAAAAUGGUAUCUGCAGACUCGAGGUGGCUAAGACGCAGGUUAGGACCACAGCACCUCAGACACCACAGCCAUCAGUUGUAAACCCAGAGCGCUGCACUGAAGUCCUCUUCUUUCCAAACUAGACCCACUCCAUGCACCAGACGACGUGGCAAAUCGCUCCAGUCCAGUAAAGUGUGAAAGCCAUUAAAAGGUUGUGCAGUUUAGCUGCUUUCCUUAUGGCUUCAGAAUCAAAAUGUCCUCUCGUUGUAAUUCCUGAGACGUUUUUAUGUUAAAGAUGGCAGUGCACUGGUGCCCUCGAUGUCGACUUCUCUCCAGCCACUCGUUAAACAUCUUGUGAAACACUUCAAACUAAUUAUUGUUGGUGUCUACCAUAAAAGCUACUUUAAAAAGCUAGAAAUAAAUGCAUCCAGCUUGUCGCAAUUCACAAUCUAAAUAUGACAUUCCAGUGAGAAUUUUGCAAUGAAUGUUAAUACAAAUAUCUAUCUAAGUAACUUUUUUUUUUUUUUUUUUUUUAACAAAUAGUUUGACCAAAUGGUUUAUGGAAAAUUGGUAAUAGUCCAAAACCAACGCUUUCUGUCCCGCGCAUGGUUAUGUUGGUAGAUUACAAACAUUCCCACAGGAUUUUACACAAAAAAAUCAAAUAAAAUUGCUGUUUAUUUUCUAACACUGCAAAGACUUGUGACAGCCUUAGUAUGUAAAGCACAAAUAUCUCUUUACAGUUAAGUUUACUUACAUUUGCGCUUACCUUUGUAACAAAUCCUGCUAUUCUCGGUGCUUACACCACCCAGAUGCGUUAUAUGCAAACCCAGUGAAAGUGAUGCUGAAAGAGGCAGAAUGAAAUCUAAAUCAGGCUUCCUCUGAGAGAUCGGCAACAUUAUCUAAACGCAUCUCUCCUACCUUCUUCUCAUGGUCAUCUCUGAAAAAGCUCACUGUGAAAUCCACGCAGCUCCCUCAGUGGAGAACACCUGACGUGCGCCACAACACUGUUUUGUGCUGUUGUCGCUUGUGGCUUUUUUGGAGUAUCUUUCAACCAUAAUCGAUUAGCAACGUGCAUCCAUAUAGGGUAGGAGGUGAAAAUGACAUUUAAUGCCCACAUAGACCAAUAAGCUAUAUGUUACUUUUGGUCACUUCUCCUAGAGUCACUGCGUUCAGUGCAAAAACUGCUUGCUUACACGAUUAACAUUAAAUAUAGAGAUCUGUGGUAAUAUUAGAGCAUUUAUAUAUAAGCUAUAUAUUUCACUCAGACAAGCUGACAUUUGACAAGUGAGUUAAUGCGAAAUGAUUCAUACUGGCUUCCUUCCAUUUUAGCAUUGCACUCCAUUUAAAAACGUCACAUAACGACUAAAUGUGGAGCGAUCUUUCCAUAUCGCAGCUUUUGCCCCUCGAGGAAUGCAAGGACGUCUGUUAUUUUUUAGGUAUCAUCAUCAUGCCACAAAUUCAUACCAGUAGCAGUUUUUAUUUUCACUGACAAUAGAUAUAUCGCAUGCCAAAAAAGCCGUGAUCCAAAAGAGCUGAAACACGGUAUCACGGCGCGACGUAAGAAACAAGACGUCAGCUAGCUGCACUCUAACGUACUGCAUCCGAAACAUUCAAAAACAGCUGGCUUAAAAUAUUACCUGUAUUACGUCUGUGUACGUCAGCGUUACACCGAUGGCGUAAGUGGUUUUCAGGUAGGUAAGGCCUUCUCUGUAACUAUUCCAGAGACCUUCUGAAUUCUGUGGGGUACUGCAGAUUAUGACUUGCUUUCUGUUGCAAUAGAAAAGUGUGAAGUAAUCCAGAAAACAGCGGAGAUGUUCAAAGAUAUGAUUUCUGCGCUCUUGGUCUGUUUUUAUUUUUGUUUUUCUUGACAAAGUAAUAAAGGUGCACUUAAUGCUGGC
Messenger RNA from Electrophorus electricus (electric eel), 3236 nucleotides. RefSeq names its product neurensin 1 (gene nrsn1). NCBI's taxonomy places the organism in Eukaryota, Metazoa, Chordata, Actinopteri, Gymnotiformes, Gymnotidae. Gene Ontology annotation, biological process: nervous system development. Gene Ontology annotation, cellular component: neuronal cell body; transport vesicle; neuron projection. The record is from RefSeq and is a predicted model, not a curated record.